Molecule: messenger RNA, 1797 nt
Organism: Condylura cristata (star-nosed mole)
Lineage: Eukaryota; Metazoa; Chordata; Mammalia; Eulipotyphla; Talpidae
Gene: MEGF6
Product: multiple EGF-like-domains 6
Exons: 15
Coding region: 1-1797 (598 amino acids)
Molecular function (GO): calcium ion binding; protein binding
Source: RefSeq, a predicted model, not a curated record
AUGGCGAGAGGCUGGGAGGUCGCAGACGGCCCCACCGCCUCGCUCCGCUCCCUGCAGAAGGCCGAGGGCUGGGGGCACAGGCCUCACGUGUGUGUUGGGCGGGAGCUGAGCCUGGUGGGCCGCCGGCAGCCCUGUGUGCGGGCCUUCAGCCGGACGGUGCCCGUGUGGAAGCCCGGCUGCGGGCAGCAGGCCUGGUGUGCCGGCCGCGAGCGCAGGACCGUCUACUACACGGGCUUCCGGCAGGUGUACGCCGUGGGGGCCAGGACGGUGCUCAGGUGCUGCCCGGGCUGGAGCCAGCUGCCCGGAGACCAGGGCUGCCUGUCCCGGCUCCUGGGGGGCCUGGCGCGCGUCGCGGGCACGCACUACCGCUACCUCUGGAGGGGCUGCUACCCGUGCCAUCUGGGCCAGGCCGGCUACCCCGUCAGCGCCGGCGACCGGCGGCCAGAUGUGGACGAGUGUCAGACGCACAACGGCGGCUGCCAGCACAGCUGCGUGAACACGCCCGGCUCCUACCUGUGCCGGUGCCAACCCGGCUUCCGGCUGCACGCGGACGGCAGGACCUGCCUGGACGUGGACGAGUGCACCACGGGGCUGGCCCGGUGCGCCCACGGCUGCCUCAACACGCGAGGCUCCUUCAAGUGCGUGUGCCACGCGGGCUAUGAGCUGGGCGCCGACGGCCGGCAGUGCUACCGGAUCGAGCUGGAGAUCGUGAACAGCUGUGAGGCGGGCAACGGGGGCUGCUCCCAUGGCUGCAGCCACAGCAGCGAGGGGCCCCGGUGCACCUGCCCCAGCGGCUACCAGCUGGACGCAGACCAGAAGACCUGCGUGGAAGGGCCUCGGGCCUGCGCAGUGCUGGAGCUGCCCCAGUGGGGCCUGGACGGCCAGCUGCCCCUCGUGCGGGCCCUCCCCCACAUCGCGGUGCUGCGGGACGAGCUGCACCCCCUCUUCCAAGACGACUACGUGGGGGCCGAGGAGGAGGAGGCGGAGGCCCGGGGCGAGCACACCCUGGAGGAGAAGUUUGGUGAGAGGCGGCCGGCCGGGGUCCUCUGCCCCGGGGCGGGGGCGCCGACAGCACCCCAGCCUGCCCCCCACCGGCUGUGUGACCUCCCGCUGCCCUGCCCCUCAGCGUGUCCCCCAGACACCUACGGGAAGAACUGCAGCUUUUCCUGCUCCUGUCAGAACGGCGGGACCUGUGACCCCCAGACGGGCGCCUGCCGCUGCCCCCCGGGCGUCAGCGGAGCCCACUGCGAGGACGGUUGCCCCAAGGGCUUCUACGGCCGGCUCUGCCGCAAGAAGUGCCACUGUGCCCACCGCGGCCGGUGCCACCGCCUCUACGGGGCCUGCCUCUGCGACCCGGGGCUGUACGGCCGCUUCUGCCACCUGGCCUGCCCGCCGUGGGCCUUCGGGCCGGGCUGCUCCGAGGAGUGCCAGUGCGAGCAGCGCAACAGCCAGGCGUGUGACCCGAGGGACGGCCGCUGUGCCUGCAAGGCGGGCUACCGGGGCGAGCGGUGCCAGGACGAGUGCCAGCCGGGCUCCUUCGGGCCGGGGUGCCAGAACGCCUGCGCCUGCCCUCCCGGUGUGACCUGCAACCCCGUCAGCGGCGAGUGCUGGGAGCAGUGUCCCGCCGGCCACCGGGGAAAGGGCUGUGCCCAAGAGUGCCCCUCGGGGACGUUUGGCGUGAACUGCUCGGGCUCCUGCUCCUGUGGGGGGUGGCCCCCCACAGCCCCCCGAGAGCUCAUCCCCAGCCCCGGGCCCAGACGGGCCGGCGCCUGCGUCCAGGUGUUCACGGGCAGCUGA